AUGAGUGAUACCUCCCCUGCGGCCGCCGCCCUGAACCACUGGAAUCGCCUGAUCCAGCUCGCCGCCGCGUCGGGCUCUUACGCCCACUGCCUCCGCCUCUACGCGGGACCGCUCCUCGCCGCGGGCCUCCGCGGUGACGCCUCCACCUUCCCUUCCCUCGCCAAAUCCUGCGCCGCGCUGCGCCUGCCCGGGCUCGGCCGCGCCAUCCACGCCCUCGCAUUCCUCGCGGGCGCUGCCGUCUCUCGCGACGCCUUCGUGCGCACCUCUCUGGUGGACAUGUACGCGAAGUGCGGCAGCCUCCCCGACGCGCGCCGCCUGUUCGAUGAAACGCCGUGCUCGAGCCGGACGCUGGUCGCCUGGAACUGCAUGAUCUCGGCGUACGGACGGAGCUCUCAGGUCGAGGAGGCCGUCGAGGUGUUCAACGCUAUGCGGCGAGCGGAGGUCAGGCCCAGCGGGAGCACGCUCGUCGGCCUUCUGUCCGGGUGUGCGGACUCGGUGUCCGCGAGGAACCUUGGGGUGUGCGUCUAUGGACACACCAUCAAAUUGGGGCUUGACGCGGAUUUACUUGUGUCGAACUCGGUGCUCACCAUGCUUGUCCGUGCUGGCCAGCUGGACUCUGCAAGGUUGCUGUUCGAUCGUGUGGAGAACAAGUCUGUGGUUACUUGGAGCGCCAUGGCAUCAGCUUAUUUGCAGACAGGGGACUGGAUGGAAGUGUUUGAACUGUUCAGCAGCAUGCGAGAGACAGAGCAACCUAUGGAUUCAGUUGUGCUUGCCAAUCUAAUCACGGCUGCUAUGCUGUUUGGAAACUUGUUGGUGGCUAAAGGCGCGCAUGCCCUUGUUAUCAAGGCUGGUUUUGAUUGUCAGGAGGAUCUGGCAGCAUCCUUGGUAAACAUGUAUUCCAAGUGUGGGAAUCUUUUGGCAGCUAGAAAGGUAUUUGAUUCACUUCAAUGGAAGAAUGUAAUCAUGUGGACUUCGAUGUUGAAUGGAUAUGUUGAAUGUGGUUGUCCGGAUGAGGCUUUGGCAACAUUUGAUGCCAUGUUGUGUGCGAAGGUAGAGCCAAAUAAAGCAACUGUUUUAGUGGUUCUUUCAGCGUGCGCUAAUUUGGGAUCCGCUAAUGUUGGCCAAAAGGUUGAGGAGCAUGUGAAAGCAAUGGGACUGCAGUCAGACCUGCAAGUUUCUACUGGACUGAUAGACAUGUACUGCAAGUGUGGGAGCAUCCAGCGUGCUAGAAAAAUAUUUGACAAUGUUUCUAAUAGGGACUUAGCUAUCUGGAGUGCCAUGAUCAAUGGAUAUGCUUGCAGUGGAGAAGGCAGUGAGGCUGUUGUCCUUUUCAAUGAGAUGCAAAGCAAAGGUGUUCGACCUGAUGCCAUUGUCUUCACUCAUAUUCUAACAGCAUGCAACCACUCUGGUUCAGUAGAUGAAGGUCUGCACUGCUUUCACAGCAUGACUGCAGAAUAUGGUAUCAAACCAUCUAUUGAACAUUAUAUGUGCAUGAUUGAUUUGCUUUGUAAAGCUGGCCAUCUCAGUAGUGCUAUAAAGUUCUUUAGUGAGAUGCCAGUUCAGUUGCGAAACCAGGUUUUGGCUCCUCUAAUUAGUGCACACAGAGUUCAUGGCGCUGAUUCAUCCAUAGAGUUCUUAUCAGAGGGAGUACUGAACCUGGACUCCCAAGAUUCUGGUCAUUGUGUCCUAAUUUCUAAUAUGCUUAGUUGUUUAGGGCAGUGGAAGAAGGCCAGAAGUUACAGGACGCUAAUAAGCAAGCUAGGAUUAGUCAAGAAACCUGGAUGGAGUUACAUCGAGCUGGGUGGCUAG
Miscanthus lutarioriparius is the source of this 1809-nucleotide messenger RNA. The record is from the annotation of a GenBank genome assembly. NCBI's taxonomy places the organism in Eukaryota, Viridiplantae, Streptophyta, Magnoliopsida, Poales, Poaceae.